Suillus fuscotomentosus is the source of this 258-nucleotide messenger RNA. RefSeq lists its product as uncharacterized. The coding region runs from base 1 to 258 and encodes 85 amino acids. The record is from RefSeq and is a predicted model, not a curated record. The transcript has 3 exons. Lineage: Eukaryota; Fungi; Basidiomycota; Agaricomycetes; Boletales; Suillaceae.
AUGUUUCAACCACCGAUUGCCGUGUUGAAUAAGGGAAACGCUGCUGCUCGCAGAGAAGCGUCCGUGCCAGUGGACUUGAAUGCGCCUGAUAUCAUCUACACUGCCGAAGAUGACCAGGCGAUCAAUCAAUUCUACCGCGACAUCAAUAUGUCCAUCUCACCGUUGAAGGUUGGCACGAAAACGUAUUCGACGGCGCUUCUUAUUGGAGAGCGGGCUGCGAUGGUCAUUGCUGAAGACUUGGGUAUCAAUUGCAUUUGA